Messenger RNA from Helianthus annuus (common sunflower), 675 nucleotides. RefSeq lists its product as uncharacterized. The transcript is spliced from 3 exons. The coding region runs from base 1 to 675 and encodes 224 amino acids. The record is from RefSeq and is a predicted model, not a curated record. Lineage: Eukaryota; Viridiplantae; Streptophyta; Magnoliopsida; Asterales; Asteraceae.
AUGCCAAUUCAAGCAAUUCAAAGUCAACUUCUUAGGCAGCAUCAACUAGAAAUAUCACUACAUAAGGUGUUCAGAGCUAAGAGGAUAAGAACUACCAGGAUAUUUGGUGAUUACCAAAAGCAGUAUGGUCUUCUAAGGUCGUACUAUGAUGAACUUCUUAAAGCCAACCAAGGUAGUACAAUUAAGAUAGAUAUGGAACCACAUGGGGAUCCUAGUAGUCCUACAAGGCAGUUUCGAAGGAUAUAUGUUUGUUUUGCAUCUAUGAUGAGAGUUUUUAAGAUGAUUGGAAGACCAUUGCUGGAUGUCGAUGGGUGUUUUGUGAAAGGUCCUUUUCUUGGACAGAUCUUAAGUGUUGUUGGUAUAGAUGGGAACAAUAGCAUAUAUCCAGGUCUGAUUCCAGCUAUGCUAGCAGUUUUUCCUAAUGCUGAGCACAAGUUUUGUUUGAGGCACAUUCAUGAGAACAUGAAAUCCAAGUGGUGUGGGGAUGUUUACAAGAAUUUUCUUUGGUUAGCAAGUAGGAAGAUCUCCAUUCCCUAUUUUAACAAGGCUAUGGAAGAAAUUAAGACAACAGAACAGGCUAUGAAGUGGGACUUAACAGGGAUGCCUUGCAAACAUGCUGUUGCAGCCAUAUGGGAUAUGUCAAGGAAUAGCAUUGACGUUGGUAUACCAGAAUAG